Molecule: messenger RNA, 4339 nt
Organism: Thunnus maccoyii (southern bluefin tuna)
Lineage: Eukaryota; Metazoa; Chordata; Actinopteri; Scombriformes; Scombridae
Gene: mgat5
Product: alpha-1,6-mannosylglycoprotein 6-beta-N-acetylglucosaminyltransferase
Exons: 18
Coding region: 504-2729 (741 amino acids)
Biological process (GO): protein N-linked glycosylation
Cellular component (GO): Golgi apparatus
Molecular function (GO): alpha-1,6-mannosylglycoprotein 6-beta-N-acetylglucosaminyltransferase activity
Source: RefSeq, a predicted model, not a curated record
AACUACCAUUCGUUUUCUGCAAGUGGGCAGAGCAAACACACACAGAGGCUCCUGCGCUGUGGCCGGAGUCUCAUCUUUGCAGUCUGCUCCAUACAGCGACGUCUCCGCUCGCCCUCUGCCUGGAUUUUAAGUCUAAUUACAACCUUUGGAGUACCAACAGAAACAAUAAAAAGGGGUUGUUGAGGGCCAGAAAGAUCAGUAAAACCUGAAAAGUGACACCAGGAAAUGGGGAGAAUGAGCUUGAUUUUCUGCUUUGCAGGAUGCAGCAAGUCGGACUCAGUCCACUGAGAUGUUAGUGAGAGAUGAGGAUGGGUCAGAGAAGGAAAUCACGCCGGUGAGGCAAACAAGCCACCGCCCCUGAAAAUCCAACACAGCUACACCGACUGACGCAGCCAUGCCCCGCCUGCCCUCCUGAUUCUCCCCCCCCCCCCCCCCCGUCCUCCUGCAUUCUCCCCUCCUGUCAAACCAGAGUCACAACCCUCCCGACUUCCCAUCAAGUCAGCAUGGCUACACCGUUCUUAUGGAAACUGUCAUCCCAGAAGCUGGGCUUCUUCCUGGUCAGCUUCGGCUUCAUCUGGGGCAUGAUGCUGUUGCAUUUCACCAUCCAGCAGCGAGCCAGCCAUGAGAACAGCGCUGUGCUACGGCAGCAGAUCCUGGACCUCAGCAAGCGCUACAUCAAGGCGCUGGCUGAGGAGAACCAAAGCGUCAUGGAUGGGCCUUAUGUGGGAACCAUGACAGCUUACGACCUGAAGAAGACCCUCGCAGUGCUGCUGGAUAACAUCAUGCUGAGGCUGGGCAAGCUGGAGUCCAAAGUGGAGAACAUCUACAACGGCACUGGGGGAAACCUGACCAACGGCACCAGCACCGCCACACCAAGCUCCACGAAUUCAGAGAAAGUUAACGUGGCAGACCUCCUAAAUGGAGCCCAGGAAAAGUGUGAGCUGCCGCCUUUGGAUGGUUUCCCUCACUGCGAGGGCAAACUCAAGUGGAUGAAGGAGAUGUGGCGCUCAGACUCCUGCUAUUCCAACUACGGCGUGGACGGAUCCACCUGUUCCUUCUUCAUCUACCUCAGCGAGGUGGAGAACUGGUGUCCUCGUCUGCCCUGGAGGUUAAAGACCAUAAAUGAGGAAAUAGACAGGAGGGGACAGGCGGAGAUCCGCACCAGUUUCGAGGAGCUCUACCGAGUGAUGUCACAGCGGGAGGAGUUCCGUUGGAUGAUGCUGAGGAUCAAACGCAUGGCUGAGCCGUGGGUCAGCGCCAUCCGCUCGCUGGCUGCCAAGCAGAAUCUGGCCAAGCGUCGCAGGAAGAAGAUCCUGGUGCACUUGGGCCUGCUGACCAAGGAGUCGGGUUUCAAGAUAGCAGAAAACGCCUUCAGCGGGGGCCCACUGGGCGAGCUGGUCCAGUGGAGUGAUCUCAUUACCACCUUGUACCUGCUGGGCCACGACGUCCGCAUCUCGGCCUCCCUGGCUGAGCUCAAAGAGAUCAUGCGCAAGGUAAUGGGCAACAAGUCCAGUUGCCCCACUCAGGGUGACAAGGUGGUUGAGCUCAUCUACAUUGACAUCGUGGGUCUUACCCAGUUUAAGAAGACGUUGGGACCUUCCUGGGUCCACUACCAGUGCAUGUUACGGGUGCUGGAUUCGUUCGGGACGGAACCAGAGUUCAACCACGCCCACUACGCCCAGUCCAAGGGUCACAAGACGCCCUGGGGGAAGUGGAACCUCAACCCGCAGCAGUUCAACACCAUGUUCCCUCACACACCAGACAACAGUUUCCUGGGCUUUGUCGUGGAGCAGCACCUCAACGCUAGCGACAUCAAGCACAUUGAUGACAUCAAGAGGCAGAACCAGUCGCUAGUCUACGGCAAGGUUGACAACUUCUGGAAGGACAAGAAGAAAUACCUGGACAUCAUCCACAGCUACAUGGAGGUUCACGGCACCGUGCACGGCACCAGCACCGUGCAUCUCCCGAGCUACGUGAAGAACCACGGCAUCCUGAGCGGCCGAGACCUGCAGUUCCUCCUCCGAGAAACCAAGUUGUUCGUGGGUCUGUCCUUCCCUUACGAGGGUCCUGCCCCCCUGGAGGCCAUCGCCAACGGCUGCGCCUUCCUCAACCCCAAAUUCAACCCGCCAAAGAGCAGCAAGAACACCGACUUCUUCAAGGGCAAACCCACCCUGAGAGAGCUGACUUCUCAGCAUCCGUAUGCUGAGGUUUACAUCGGUCAACCCCACGUGUGGACGGUGGAUAUCGAGAACUCCGCAGAGGUGGAGAGAGCCAUCCGCUCCAUCCUCAGCCAGAAGAUUGAGCCCUACCUGCCCUAUGAGUUCACCUGUGAGGGGAUGCUGCAGAGAGUCAACGCCUUCAUUGAGAACCAGGAUUUCUGCCACGGCCAGGUGAUGUGGCCCCCCCUCAACGCCCUGCAGGUGAAAAUGGCCGAGCCCGGACGUUCCUGUAAGCAGGUGUGUCAGGAGGAGCAGCUCAUCUGCGAACCGUCCUUCUUCCAACACCUCAACAAGGACAAAGACCUGGCCAGGUUUGGUGUGGACUGUCAGACGGUGGAGUCGAGUGCCGACACGGUGGUCCCGGCCUACAGCGAGACCCGCCGCCACUGCAUCUUCCAGUCCGACCUGCUGCUGUUCAGCUGCGCGGGCGCCCACCAGUCGCUGCGACGCAUCUGCCCCUGCCGCGACUACAUGAAGGGCCAGGUGGCGCUCUGCAAAAACUGCCUAUAGCACCAACCGCACAGGCAGAUAACAGGAGCAAGGGAGGGAGGGAGGGGGGGGAGGCUUGACAGAGGUUUGGGUUCGGGCGUGGCUGGAUGGAGUUUAAAUGAAGUCGGAGCAAUGAGUGUGUGUAUGUGUGUGUGUGUUUAAGAGACAUAGACGAAACACUCCAUGCAGUCAAACACACACCAGACUCCUUUGUCGGAAGCUUUUGGGACAGAAAAAAACGUUCACAGGACUGCGUGUGUUCAUCGUAUUUAUUGUUUUCCCCCAGCUGCUGGAGCUGAAGCACUCCCGCAGCCAACCCGAGCAUCCGUCGACCCUCAUUCACCAGCGGUGGCGCUUGGAGUCCUGGAAUUGAUGUAAAAUUACUUGAAUCAACAAAGGGAGUGGUCUUAGACUUUUAUAAAUGGCAGCCAGUGGUACCGCAGCACAUAUGAGUGACUGCCUGCCUGUCUGUCUCCAUGUUCACCGGGGGCAACAAGGGACCAAGGAGACUCAAAUGACCCUCGUGCCAGCCGCCCCACCCCGUCCACCCCCUGCCCUGCCCUGCCCUCUCCACUCCAACCCCUCCAUCCACCUCCCCUGAUCAAAUCUGAAACUGUUUAUUCUUUAGGUAGGUUUGCACUGGACUGGCAUGCCUGAAGGCCCACAUCCCGACAACACACACAUAUAUACACACACACACACACACACAUACACAUACGCACACACACACAGGGGGUUGUCCCCAGCCUAACAGACGGCGGCUAAAGACAAAACCAGUUUUACACUGUAACCAACUCGUUCCUCUCUUCUGGACGAAAGAGACGAGAGCGGACAUGUAACGUAGAUAUAUAGAUUUCUAUUCUGGAAGUUUUAUCAUUUCCUGACACAAACUCCAGACGUAAAAGCGGGCAUCAUUCCCCCUUAAAAAGGUCAUGGAAGCUAAAUAACAGUCACAAGACUCUUGAUUUUUAAUUUGUUUAAGUUGCACACUUGUUUCAAAUGAGGGACAGUUUAUGUGAAGUUGUAAAGAGAGGUUGAGUGUGUGUGUGUCUAGACUAAAGGCCAGUAAAGAAUCGUUUUUUUUUUGUCCGACUGUUUCAGCACACCAUCCGGUACUACGCACACACCGAGAGGUGAGGAUCAGGGAGGGUGAGGGUCGUUCUCUGUAGCUAAAGCUGUCGUGUACGGAGUCGCCAUGUCGUAGGAUGUCGUGACGUUGCGUCGUAGAUGAUAGACCGUCGUCGGUAGCGGUGAUAACAUCUAGAUACAUCGCAGCCCGGGCUAGCAAGGCCUAAAAUAACAUGUUUUCCAAAGACUCCACAGCCUGCAGAGAAACAUGAAAACCUUACCGAGAUGUUUGUCUGUGUUUUUAUGUACACAAAGUAAACCAUGAAACAAAAAAAAAUACAAAAACACAGGUCCACACACAUGUCCCGUCUCCAAGACAACAGCAAUACAUCCUUACAAACAAACUGUACGCAACAAAACAUGCCAACAAAGCGUUCCUACAACGCAAAAACCUCGCAUCUCCUCGUUCUGUUUGGAUAAUUGUUAGGAACUUCAUUUGCCUGCAGGUUUGCAAAGAAAAAAAAUUAAGGUAAAAAUAAAAUUCGUAGUUCUUGUGGUGAAUG